AUAAACUUAUUAAAUAGAUCUUGGGAUGGGCUCCAAAGAAUCAAAACCCAACAAGAACGACAAGCGCGAAGCAGAUCCUAAUUUCACAGGACCCAUAGCGGACAGGGGCUGCACUGAUGUAAUUUGCUGUUUCGUAUUUUCAUUCAGUAUUUUGCUGUAUAUAGUGGUCGGAAUAAUAGGAUUUUACUAUGGUGACCCUGCGCGUCUGCUGAACCCAAGUGACUCAGAAGGAAAUAUAUGUGGUGAUGCAAAUGAAAACUCACCCACUGGGAGAGAUAUGAGUGACAAGCCCUAUGUGCACAUGUUCGAUAUUUCAAAAUGCUCGGCCAUUACGAAAGUAGUUGCCUCAAUGGAAAUAGCUUGCCCUACAACUUCAGUGUGCGUAAAAGAGUGUCCAUCCUCUAACUGGGCGGGAAUAUUGGACGUUGCCAAAUACGAUGCAAGCCAAAGCAUAGAUUACAGCAAAUACAUAUGCGAGUACGACGUGUCUCCUGGAACUGGAGAUGGCGAGAUUAGUAACCCGAGAGAUCUAAUAUUUCCGGCUGAUGAAGGAGGAGAUGGUGUCUGUGGCGCAUACUACUUUAAAGAAGAGCCAUUGUUGAAGAGAUGCAUCCCGAGUGUUCUAAUUGAUAUCGUGGUUGUCACUCAAGAAGCAUACACGAUAAUGGCGGAUAAUGGGUCCACUGUGGACUUAGGCCCACUCUCAAAUACAGGAGCCGUAGAGGCAGUCACUGGAGCCACCAUGAAGCUGAUCGGAGAUGCUAUGGAGUCGUAUUACGAGGCUCACGGGGUGGUGAUGCAGGUGUUGGAUGACUUCGUGGACUCGUAUGUGAUGCUGAUUGUGUUCAUGUGCGUCUCGUGCUGUGUGGUGUUUCUGGUCAUCGUGAUCAUGCGCUUCAUUGCAGCUGUCGUCAUAUGGACACUGUUGAUUGUAGUCCACGUGGCACUUGCAGCUGCUACAUACUACUGUUACGUGAAGUACGUGGAACUGAAGUCGGACGAGACAGCGGCCGAGGAUCCGAACAACUACAGCAUCAAGGCCAAUGUGGCCUACUACUCUGGACUGUACGAGACGUGGUUCUACACUGGCAUAGUGUGUGCAGUACUCUUGGGAGUGAUGUUGCUGCUGACAUGUUUCCUCUGCAACAGAAUCAGACUGGCUAUUCAGGUCAUUGCCGAGGCUAGCAGUGCCGUGCGCAGUAUGAUCUUCUCGCUCGUCUUCCCUUUCAUCCCCUGGCUGAUGCAAUCUGUCCUGCUGCUCUACUUUCUUCUUCUCACUGUAUUCGUGGCCAGCUAUGAGGGAGAUCCAGACUACAGGAAUGCGACCAACACCUCCUCCAAUGACAGCAGUGGAGAGGGAGGGGGAACAUGCGAACCUGAAGUGCUCUACAAGAACGUAACAGACAGCGUGUCUGGUAAUACACAGCAGAUAGCUUAUACUGGCAACUGCUACUUCCAGCAGUUCAUAGGUCAGGACAAACUAUGGGCAGUACAUCUUUUCAACCUCUUCAUGACACUCUGGCUCGUGAACUUUGUCAUAGCUCUCGGACAGAGCACACUGGCGGGGGGUUUUGCUGAGUGGUUCUGGACUAGGGGACAGCCCAGAGCAUUUCCGGUGAUCAUGUCCUUUUGGAGAAGUAUAAGGUACCACAUGGGAUCUCUGGCGUUUGGAGCAUUCAUAAUCGCAGUGAUCCAGGUGAUCAGGAUCAUUCUGGAAUAUCUAGACCAUAAGUUCAAAGACAAGAAGAGCACGGUGGCCAAAUUCGCCAUGAAAUGUCUGAAAUGCUGCUUCUGGUGUUUCGAGAAGUUUAUCAAGUUUAUCAACAAGAAUGCCUACAUAGUGAUUGCCAUAUACGGUAGGAACUUCUGUCUUUCUGCGAUGGACGCCUUCUUCUUAAUCUUCCGCAACUCGGCCAGGGUUGCAGUUUUGAAUGGGAUCACAGCCUUCCUUAUUUUCACCUGCAAACUCGCAAUAACUGCAGGAAUGGGUUUCGCUGCCUUCGUUUUCUUCUCUGGACAAGUAGAUGAAGUGAACGAGUGGGUGCCCGACCUGAACUACUACUUCACACCAAUCAUUGUGAUUGUGAUUGGGACUUACAUUGUGGCCACUAUCUUCUUCGACGUCUACGACAUGGCUGUCGACACCAUUUUCCUAUGCGUCUUGGAGGACAUAGAAAGACAUGAUGGCAGUCCAGAGAAGCCAUACUUCAUGAGCACCAAGUUGCAGUCUCUGGUUGGGAAGAACAACCAGUUCAGCGAAGUACGCAAAGACAGCAAAGUAUCAGUCGCCAGCGAACACGAAAAGCCACCUGAAUGCGAAACUCAAGUUAAAGAAACUCAAAUUAAAUAACUAAUGACGUUGUUUUCAUCCUGAAUACUUGACUAGCUUUAGAGUUGUGUUCUCCCAUACGCUUCUAUAUUCUAGGAAUGAAACACCUUUAUGUUUGUGCAAUUUAUUUUAAAAAUAUCUGUAAAAAUGUACAAAGUACCAUUUUAAACUACUUAAUUUGUCUGAUUGACACAUUUCAGGGCGACCGUUACCAUAUCAUAUCUAUUGCCUUGAAUAUCAUGUACAGCCUUAAUUUAAAUCCAUUAGCAAGGCAGCUUUCUUGGAUGCAUUUCCAAUAGCAUAUCAACGUGCAGUUUUUUGCUAUUUUAUUUUUAUAGUUGGGUUAAAUUUAGAGUGAAUUUGAAAUUCAUAUUAUCUGCUUAAUUUUGAAAUAGUAAAAUAGUAUCUGCAAUUUAUCGCUUGGCACGAAAAUGUCACAAACGUCAUUGUAAAAUCAAUGCCCAGGAAAUGAGCGAUUGGCUGAACGCAAAAAGGUAACUAAAUGUGCAUUUUAGCUGAAAGCAA
Messenger RNA from Symsagittifera roscoffensis, 2854 nucleotides. RefSeq names its product choline transporter-like protein 2. Gene Ontology annotation, biological process: transmembrane transport. The record is from RefSeq and is a predicted model, not a curated record. The transcript has 19 exons. NCBI's taxonomy places the organism in Eukaryota, Metazoa, Xenacoelomorpha, Acoela, Convolutidae. Bases 26 to 2350 code for a protein of 774 amino acids. Gene Ontology annotation, molecular function: transmembrane transporter activity.